AUUCUGGUAGGACAUAUGCCUACCGUUAGUUCUGAAUACUGGUGAGGUUUUGAGGGCGAAAUGGCCGUGAUGAUUGGAAUCGCUUUCAGAGUUUCUUGGCUUUGUUGCCUGCUAAUUGGAGGGAUAAUGUCUUCUACAUCAGAAGGUGUUUCGUCUCCUGCACUGGGUUCUAAUGCAGCAUGGCUCUAUGCAGGCUCACUUAGGUUUCUAGGAUAUGGUAAUUAUAAGUCGCCAACAGCUCAAAUGCAAGCGCAACAGAAACAUCCGGCCGCCAUCCUGCGGCAGGAACUGGCCCCCAUGUCCCAGCAACCUCAGCAAGUGUGGUAUCCAGCCACUGAGCUUCAGCAGCGGAAGCAACUGACUGCCAUGAACCAGCAAGUGUGGCAUCCAGCUCCAAUGCCCAUGCUGCAGAAGGAACCGACUGCAGAACCUCAGCAACAGAGGCAACCAACAAAUGUUCUCCAGCAAGUGUGGCAUCCAGCUCACAUGCUGCAGCAGAAGCAACCGACUGCCGUGCCCCAGCAAGUGUGGCAUCCAGCUCACAUCCUGCAGCAGAAGCAACCGACUGCCGUGCCCCAGCAAGUGUGGCAUCCAGCUCACAUGCUGCAGCAGAAGCAACCGACUGCCGUGCCCCAGCAAGUGUGGCAUCCAGCUCACAUGCUGCAGCAGAAGCAACCGACUGCCGUGCCCCAGCAAGUGUGGCAUCCAGCUCACAUGCUGCAGCAGAAGCAACCGACUGCCGUGCCCCAGCAAGUGUGGCAUCGAGCUCACAUGCUGCAGCAGAAGCAACCGACUGCCGUGCCCCAGCAAGUGUGGCAUCCAGCUCACAUGCUGCAGCAGAAGCAACCGACUGCCGUGCCCCAGCAAGUGUGGCAUCCAGCUCACAUGCUGCAGCAGAAGCAACCGACUGCCGUGCCCCAGCAAGUGUGGCAUCCAGCUCACAUGCUGCAGCAGAAGCAACCGACUGCCGUGCCCCAGCAAGUGUGGCAUCCAGCUCACAUGCUGCAGCAGAAGCAACCGACUGCCGUGCCCCAGCAAGUGUGGCAUCCAGCUCACAUGCUGCAGCAGAAGCAACCGACUGCCGUGCCCCAGCAAGUGUGGCAUCCAGCUCACAUGUUGCAGGAGAAGCAACCGACUGCCGUGCCCCAGCAAGUGUGGCAUCCAGCUCACAUGCUGCAGGAGAAGCAACCGACUGCCGUGCCCCAGCAAGUGUGGCAUCCAGCUCACAUGCUGCAGCAGAAGCAACCGACUGCCGUGCCCCAGCAAGUGUGGCAUCCAGCUCACAUGCUGCCGCAACUGACCGCCGUGCCCCAGCAAGUGUGGCAUCCUUCUCAAAUGCCCCUGCAGCAGAAGCAACCUACCGCAGAACCUCAGCAGCAGAGGCAACCGACCGCCGUGCCCCAGCAAGUGUGGCAUCCUUCUCAAAUGCCCCUGCAGCAGGAGCAACCGACCGCCGUGCCCCAGCAAGUGUGGCUUCCUUCUCAAAUGCCCCUGCAGCAGGAGCAACCGACCGCCGUGCCCCAGCAAGUGUGGCAUCCUUCUCAAAUGCCCCUGCAGCAGGAGCAACCGACCGCCGUGCCCCAGCAAGUGUGGCAUCCUUCUCAAAUGCCCCUGCAGCAGGAGCAACCGACCGCCAUGCCCCAGCAAGUGUGGCAUCCAGCUCACAUGCCCCUGCAGCAGAAGCAACCGACUGCCGUGCCCCAGCAAGUGUGGCAUCUUUCUCAAAUGCCCCUGCAGCAGAAGCAACCGACUGCCGUGCCCCAGCAAGUGUGGCAUCCAGCUCACAUGCUGCAGCAGAAGCAACCGACUGCCGUGCCCCAGCAAGUGUGGCAUCCAGCUCACAUGCUGCCGCAACUGACCGCCGUGCCCCAGCAAGUGUGGCAUCCUUCUCAAAUGCCCCUGCAGCAGAAGCAACCUACCGCAGAACCUCAGCAGCAGAGGCAACCGACCGCCGUGCCCCAGCAAGUGUGGCAUCCUUCUCAAAUGCCCCUGCAGCAGAAGCAACCGACCGCCGUGCCCCAGCAAGUGUGGCAUCCUUCUCAAAUGCCCCUGCAGCAGAAGCAACCGACCGCCGUGCCCCAGCAAGUGUGGCAUCCUUCUCAAAUGCCCCUGCAGCAGAAGCAACUGGCCCCCAUGCCUCUACUGCAGAAGGAACCAGCCACUGAACCUCUGCAGAAGGAACCAACCGCCAUGCCCCAGCAAGUGUUACAUCUAGCUCAAAUGCUGCAGAAGGAACAUGCCACCAAUCCUCAGAAAGUGUGGCAUCCAGCUCAAUUUCCCCAGCAGAAGCAACUGGCCCCCAUUCCGCUACUGCAGAAGGAACCUACCCCAAUAGCCCAGCAACCUCAGCAGGUGUGGCAUCCUGCUCAAUUGCCCAAGAAUCGACCAGCCACUGAACCUCAGCAGCAGAAGCAACCAUCCACCAUGCCCCAGCAAGCGUUGCUUCCAGCUCAAAUGCCCCUGCAGCAGAAGCAACCGGCCAUUGAACCUCAGCAGAAGGAACCGACCGCCAUGCCCCAGCAAGUGUUACAUCUAGCUCAAAUGCUGCAGAAGGAACAUGCCACCAAUCCUCAGAAAGUGUGGCAUCCAGCUCAAUUUCCCCAGCAGAAGCAACUGGCCCCCAUUCCGCUACUGCAGAAGGAACCUACCCCAAUAGCCCAGCAACCUCAGCAGGUGUGGCAUCCUGCUCAAUUGCCCAAGAAUCGACCAGCCACUGAACCUCAGCAGCAGAAGCAACCAUCCACCAUGCCCCAGCAAGCGUUGCUUCCAGCUCAAAUGCCCCUGCAGCAGAAGCAACCGGCCAUUGAACCUCAGCAGAAGGAACCGACCGCCAUGCCCCAGCAAGUGUUACAUCUAGCUCAAAUGCUGCAGAAGGAACAUGCCACCAAUCCUCAGAAAGUGUGGCAUCCAGCUCAAUUUCCCCAGCAGAAGCAACUGGCCCCCAUUCCGCUACUGCAGAAGGAACCUACCACCAUAGCCCAGCAACCUCAGCAGGUGUGGAAUCCAGCUCAAAUGCCCAAGAAGCAACCAGCCACUGAAUUGCAGAAGCAAUCAUCCACCACGCCCCAGCAAGCAUUGCUUCCAGCUCAAAUGCCCCUGCAGCAGAAGCAACUGGCCACUGAACCUCAACAGAAGGAACUGACUGCCAUGCCCCAGCAAGUGUGGUAUCAAGCUAAAAUGUUCCAGCAGCAAAAUCAUCUGGCCGCCAUGCCACAGAAGCAACAGGCCUCCAUUCCUGAGCAGCCUCCGCUCGUGUGGCACCCAGCUCAAUUUCCCCAGCAGCAGAAGGAACUGGCUGUCGAGCCCCAGCAAGUGUGGUAUCGCGCUAAAAUGCUCCAGCAGCAAAAUCAUCUGGCCGCCAUGCCCCAGCAGCCUCCGCUCGUGUGGCAUCCAGCUCAAAUUCCCCAGCAGAAGCAACUGGCCGUCGAACCUCAGCAAGUGGGGUAUCCAGCUCAAAUGCCCCAGCAGCAACUGGCACCAAUGUCUCAGCAGAAACACUACAAAAGCACUGAAGAUGGUGCCUCUAGUAGCUCUCAGUUCCAAAUCGGUUUCAAAUCCCACAACGAGAAUGGCAAAACUGUUUUCUCCCAAACCCGCUACACUCGUAGGGAGGCUAUGCCAAUUGACAGCGGAAAUGCUCCCAAUGGCACAUACCCACCACUAGUAAAGGAUCCUACAAGGUAUCAUACAACUUUAAUCUGGUCUUAA
Molecule: messenger RNA, 3708 nt
Organism: Salmo salar (Atlantic salmon)
Lineage: Eukaryota; Metazoa; Chordata; Actinopteri; Salmoniformes; Salmonidae
Source: RefSeq, a predicted model, not a curated record